AUGCAGGGGCCGCAGUCCGUGGACGCGCGCCGAGAGGGAAUGAUGGCAGUGGAGGAGUCUCUCAGGGAACUGGGGUCCUCACGGGGCUCCUCACACCGGGCUCCUCACACCGGGCUCCUCAGCAGCAUCUGCUGCGGCUGGCACCGGUCUGAGCGCACGACAGCUGUGGAUGAGAGCGCGCGGCCAGAUGUGGACCGCUGUGGACCGGAAGAGCGCGCGCUAAAAGCACAGUUUAAUCAGAGACUCAGUCGUUAG
Messenger RNA from Knipowitschia caucasica, 255 nucleotides. The record is from the annotation of a GenBank genome assembly. NCBI's taxonomy places the organism in Eukaryota, Metazoa, Chordata, Actinopteri, Gobiiformes, Gobiidae.